Molecule: messenger RNA, 2871 nt
Organism: Neoarthrinium moseri
Lineage: Eukaryota; Fungi; Ascomycota; Sordariomycetes; Amphisphaeriales; Apiosporaceae
Exons: 4
Coding region: 1-2871 (956 amino acids)
Biological process (GO): ERAD pathway
Cellular component (GO): endoplasmic reticulum membrane
Molecular function (GO): protein binding
Source: RefSeq, a predicted model, not a curated record
AUGCGAGCGCAGGCUACUCUGGCCGAAAUUGCCUCUCCCGCUUCCGAGGUUCUCUUGAGACAAGUAGCAGCUCAACAACCCAAGAUCAGGCCCAGCUCUGACGGCGAAUGGUUGUUGGCCUUGUGCAUUUCACGAAGCCCGAAUCCUGGGCUUUGCCGCCGCCAAAAUCCCAUCCAUGCGAAUUCCGCUUUGGGCCCCCACAUCGAAGCUCGCCGCCAAUCACAGGUGGGCGUGGCCCCCUGUCGCUCGUCAUCUCUGGAGCUGUCGAUUGACGCUGUCGUUUCCUUUGAGGCCAGCUUGCGUCGCCCGGCUGUAAGGGACUGGACGUCGAGCAGCAGCGAGCACCACAAACGACCACCACUGCCGUAUACAAACGAACGACCCUUGGACGUCCUGCUCGAGUGCUAUGAUGCCAGAAUCACAGCUCAGAAUCUCUUGCCAAAGGUCUUCGCAGCAGAUAACCCCACGGACGAUGUUGCGACACCCGAACCUGCGGUUGAGGUCGAGCCCGCCGCGCUCUCAGGCGGGUGGACGCCGUACCAAAAUGGCUGGGAACUCGUCGAUGCCGCCAGAGCCGAACUCCGAAAGAUCAAGACGCCGCCGUCGCGGAAGAGCAAGAAGCCGGGUGGCCUGUUUGGGACAGUCUUCCGAUACGCCUUGAAGGCGCUGCCGAGUCUGCGCGUCAGCGCCCCUCCCGAGGAACAUGCCGCACCCGUCAUCAGCGGGCCCCUUCUCGAAGGCGUAAGGCUCUUGCAACAGGCGGCCGAUCUGGACAACACGGACGCAAUCUACCUGCUGGGAGAGCUGAACUUUUACGGCAACUACAGCCACCCGAGGAACUUCAAGGCAGCCUUCGACCACUACAACAGGCUGGCCUCGGUGACUGGAAACAGCUCGGCGCAGUUCAUGGUCGGGUUCAUGUACGCCACUGGAGUGGGCGACGCAGUAGAAAGAGACCAGGCCAAGGCCUUGCUAUACCACACGUUCGCCGCGAACCAGGGACACACCAGGUCGGAGAUGACUGUCGGCGCUCGUUACGUCAGCGGAAUCGGCGUCCCUAAGAGCUGCGACAUGGCUUGCAAAUACUACAAGAGGGUAGCCGACAAGGCCAUCGCGUGGAUCCGCUCUGGACCCCCUGGAGGCAUGCACCUCGUACCCGAGGCAUACAGGCUGGCCGAUGAAGUCGGCGGUGUAUAUGGCGAAGGUGCAAGCGUAGUCAGCUCGGGCAUUCACGCUUUUCGAUACAGCCCCAACUCGGAUGCGUACGCAGCCAUUGACGAUGUUAUCGAGUACCUCGAUUUGAUGUCUCAGAAGGGCGAUUACAAGGCUGCAUUCAACCUCGGCAGGCUCUACUACGAGGGCCAGCGCGAGCUUGAGAGAGACGUCGAGUUGGCUAGACACUACUUCCUCAGUGUCGCCACAAAGUUUUGGCGUGUUAAGGACGGCCGCCCCAACGACAACGUGAAGCCGGGACUAGAAAAGUAUGCUGCCAAAUCCGCUGGCUAUAUUGGCCGCAUGUGGUUGAGAGGCGAGGGUGUGAAGCAGAAUUUUGGCAACGCCAAGAAGUGGUUUGAACGCGGCAUCCAGUAUGGCGAUUCCCAGUCGCAAUGGGGCCUUGGCCUCAUGUCCCUAAAGGGCUAUGGUGUAGCUCAUAAUUUCCAAAGAGCCACAGAGCUCUUCAAAGCCGCAGCAGACCAAGACUUCGGAACUGCUCAGGUUGCCCUCGGCGCCCUAUAUCUGGACCAAGGAAACAAGGACGAUCUCAAGAUAGCUAACCACUACUUUGAAAGUGCGGCUCGCUAUGGCAACAUCGAGGCCCAGUACUACCUUGCUGAGAUGAUGCAUUUCGGGGUCGGUCGGGACAAGACAUGCCAUACCGCUCUCAAUUACUACAAGGUAGUCUCCGAGAAAGCCGAGCCGUUUCUAUCGUCGUGGUCAGAAGCCAACCAGGCGUAUGAAGAUGGGGACCUAGAAUUGGCUCUCUUGGAUUACAUAAUGGCCGCUGAGCAGGGAUAUGAAAAGGCACAAAACAACGUGGCUUAUAUUCUUGAUCCGUCCCAAUCGCGGCUCCCUCUACCGUCAUGGCUUAGGCGCCACACUCCAAAGUCGAAAUUACUCCAAGACUCAGCGUUGGCACUUAUCUACUGGACCCGUUCGUCUAUCCAGUCAAACAUAGAUUCCCUGGUGAAGAUGGGGGACUACUACCUCAGUGGAAUUGGCACCGAGCCUGCUAUUGACAAGGCAGCGCAGUGUUACACGGGGGCUUCGGAGCACUUUCAGAGCGGCCAAGCUCUAUACAACCUAGGAUGGAUGCAUGAGCAUGGCGUGGGCUUGACACAGGACUUCCACCUGGCCAAACGGUAUUACGAUCAUGCUCUGGAAACCAACGACGAGGCGUAUUUACCGGUGACUAUGAGUCUCAUGAGGUUGCGUCUGCGAAGCGCCUGGAACACAUUCACGAACGGGAAGAUCAACUCCAUUCAGGAUGAGCCUUCUGAGAAAAAGGAGUGGUCAUUGAGCGAAUGGAUCAACAAUUUCCUUCAAGAUGAGCGCCUCUACUACGACGACGUUUAUGAAGACCUGUACGAUGAUGGCAUAGUCGGGUCGGAUGGUGAACCCAUGGGCGACGACCUAGACGAGGCCGUCGUGGAUAGUCUGAUUAUCCUGUUCGUGGCAGCAGCAAUUGUGGCUCUAGUCUGGUACCGUAACGCGAGACAGCAAGCCCACAGACAAGCCGAGGAGAACGCAGCGAGAGAAGGCGGCGCCGUAGGGAGACAGCCCGCCGCACCGCAGCAAGGGGCAGCGCCUCAACCUAGGAAUCCGGGAGACCAACCCUUCCAACCCUUCGGAGCAGGUGGAAUAGGACACUAG